Molecule: messenger RNA, 951 nt
Organism: Halteromyces radiatus
Lineage: Eukaryota; Fungi; Mucoromycota; Mucoromycetes; Mucorales; Cunninghamellaceae
Exons: 2
Molecular function (GO): GTP binding
Source: RefSeq, a predicted model, not a curated record
GCAACAACAACAACAAAAACAACAACAAAAACAACAGAAGCAGUAUCCACCACAACAACAAUAUUGUCAACAUCAUCAUCAUCAUCAACAACGAUCCAACCAAGUAGAAAAACACCAGAUGACGGCCAAUUUACCACCCAGUAUCAAUUUACCACUAUCAAACAAUACAGGACAUGGAAAACUAUAUGUACGAGUGAAUGGAGUGCAUGAUGUCUUGUUACCUUUACCACGAGAACAGGCACAUGUGCGAUGUGUGAUAGGUGAUGGACGAUACGAAUACAUGUCACGAUAUGAAACGCUUGGACAUAACAUCACGUUUGGAUAUGAAUGCAUCAUCGAUAGCCACCCGGAUAUGAUUGUGACCUUAUCUCUUCAUGUACGACCGGAUUAUAUGUUGAAAAAGCCUCUAUCACGUCUUUUCACCACCCAUCGGAAACGGAAAGGAUCUCUUUCGGCCUAUGUGAGUAGUGAAGAUGGUGCUGUGGGACAAACUCGAUUCGCCAUUAGUGAUAUGUUGGCCGCCUGUCAUCGUCGAUCUGCAUCUGUCAGUUUCCAUUGUUUCAAUGCUUGGUAUGUUCAUUCUCGGGACAAAUCAUCAUCCUCUCGACAACAGGAAUUGGACCAAGGUGUACUUAAAGUAAUUGGGAAUUUUGAAGUGGAAUUAUUAUAUCUACCAGUAUCGAAUCCAUCUUUGCCGGUACCAAAGAAUCUUCGUGAAUGUGAUAUGGCCAUCAAAAUUCAACAAUGGAAUGAUACUUGUUUUGAUACUGAUCACUAUCCCAAGAAAAUCCAUCGACCUCAACCUCGUGUAGCUUGAAACCCCCUUUUUUUUUACUAAAUUCUGAUUUCAAUUGACCUUAAACUAGUUAGAAUUCUCUUUUUUUUUUAUUAUUAUUAUUAUGUCCCUUUUUUUAUUAUUAUUAUUAUUAUUAUUUGACUUUUAUACCAUUC